This is a messenger RNA of Castor canadensis (American beaver), 951 nucleotides long. The record is from RefSeq and is a predicted model, not a curated record. Lineage: Eukaryota; Metazoa; Chordata; Mammalia; Rodentia; Castoridae.
AUGCCUCUUGCAAAUGGCUCUUUUGUGACUGAAUUCAUUUUGGAAGGCUUAACACAACGGUCUGACCUCCAAAUGCCCCUGUUCUUCCUAUUUCUAGCAAUAUAUGUAGCCACUGCUUUGGGAAAUUUAAGCUUGAUAAUUCUAAUUGUGCUAAAUUCUCAUCUUCACACCCCCAUGUACUUUUUCCUCAUGAACUUGUCCUUCAUAGACCUCUGUUAUUCUUCUGUGGUUACACCAAAAAUGCUAAUGAACUUUAUGUUAAGGAAGAAUGUUAUCUCUUAUAUGGGCUGUAUGACUCAACUCUACUUUUUUUGUUUUUUUGUCAUUUCUGAAUGCUAUGUACUAACUUCAAUGGCCUAUGACCACUAUGUGGCCAUUUGCAAUUCACUUUUGUAUAACACUGCCAUGUCUCCUAAAGUGUGUUCCUAUCUUGUACUUGGUUCCUACGUGAUUGCAUUUUCUGAUGCCAUGAUCCACACUGGGUGCAUACUGAGACUGACUUUCUGUGAUAGAAAUACCAUCAACCACUUUUUCUGUGACCCUGUACCUUUGCUCCAGCUCUCCUGCACCAGCACCUAUGUCAAUGAGGUAGAAAUUUUCAUAGUGGGGGGAAAAGACAUCACUGUGCCCAUUAUCAUCAUCCCACAUAAGAAAAGCAUCAUCUUCAUCUCUUAUGGUGUCAUCCUUUCCAGCAUCAUCAAAAUCAGGUCUACUGAGGGCAGGUCUAAAGCUUUUGGCACCUGCACUUCCCACAUAAUUGCUGUUUCUCUAUUUUUUGGGUCUUGUGCAUUUAUGUAUCUCAAACCUUCUUCGGCUGGAACUAUGGAUGAGGGAAAAAUCUCAUCUGUAUUUUAUACCAUUGUGGUUCCCAUGUUGAACCCCUUAAUCUUCAGCUUAAGGAACAAAGAUGUUAAAGUUGCUCUGAGAAAAACCCUGCACAGGAGAUGUUGA